This is a messenger RNA of Penicillium chermesinum, 1206 nucleotides long. RefSeq names its product U1 small nuclear ribonucleoprotein 70 kDa. The record is from RefSeq and is a predicted model, not a curated record. Gene Ontology annotation, cellular component: U2-type prespliceosome; U1 snRNP; precatalytic spliceosome. Gene Ontology annotation, molecular function: mRNA binding; U1 snRNA binding. The coding region runs from base 1 to 1206 and encodes 401 amino acids. The transcript has 4 exons. Lineage: Eukaryota; Fungi; Ascomycota; Eurotiomycetes; Eurotiales; Aspergillaceae. Gene Ontology annotation, biological process: mRNA splicing, via spliceosome.
AUGACUGACAAGCUUCCCCCUCCCUUGCUGGCCCUGUUCCAGGCCCGGCCACCCCUUCGCUACAUUCCUCCUACCGACCGUGCCCCGGAGGAGUGCAAAAAAAGCACUCUCACUGGUGUCGCGCAGUACCUGUCUGCCGCGGAGGAGUUCAAGAAGGAGAAACCUUACAAUCCCACUGAAUGCUGGUUGCAACGCAAAGCACGCCAGAAGGCAGAGAAAAAAGAGCUCUUGGCCAAGAAGCUAGCUGAAGGACUGGCGAACUAUGACCCAUCGAAUGAUCCUCAUGCACGAGGUGAUCCUUACAAGAGCCUCUUUGUUGCCCGGCUCAGCUACGACGUGAAAGAGUCAGACCUAGAGAGAGAAUUUGGCCGCUUCGGUCCUAUUGAACGCAUUCGCAUUGUCAAGAACGAACAUUCUACCAAGAAGCCCAACAGAGGUUAUGCUUUCAUUGUUUUCGAACGUGAGCAGGAUAUGAAAGGUAUCAUCCCCAGUGUCACAUCAUUUGCUCAUCACCAACCACCAGCGGCCUACAAGGAAACAGAUGGAAUCCGUAUCAAGGAUCGCCGAGUCGUCGUGGAUGUUGAACGCGGUCGCACCACCAAAGGCUGGAAGCCCCGUCGCCUUGGUGGCAAUGUCGGAGGCCGAGGAUACACCAGAGCCGCGCCAUCUCGCCCUAUUGGACCCGGUGGGUUCCAUGCACCAUCCGGCCCAGGAGGUUUUGGUGGAGGAUUCCGCGGUGGAUUUGGAGGUGGCAGAGGAUUCCGUGGAGGAUUCCGUGGUGGUGAUCGCUUUGGACCCCGUGGAGGCAUUGGUUACCAAGGUGGUCGCCAUGGAUUCGGUGGUGGUGGACAAGCACCUCCCAAUGCCCCCUCAGGUCCCGGUGGAGGACGCAGUGGUGGCUUCGGCGGACGAGGUGGUGGAGGUGGGUUCGGUGGUGGAGACAGAUUCGAUCGAGGUGUUACUGGCAGCAAUCGCGAGCCAGUUCGUCCCCGAGACAACUACGCAGACCGAGACCGUCGUGAUGACCGUGACGGCGACCGUGACCGCUACCGUGACCGCCGCGACGACCGCAAUGGAGGAGAUCGUUACCGGGACCGAGACCGUGAGCGUGAGCGCGAUCGAUACGGUGGCCGGGAAGAUUUCGGACGCAAGCGACCCCGUGAGGAUGGCGCGCAAGACGACCCCCGCUCCCGCCGACGUUACUAA